This is a messenger RNA of Girardinichthys multiradiatus, 1409 nucleotides long. RefSeq names its product carboxypeptidase A2-like. The transcript is spliced from 11 exons. The record is from RefSeq and is a predicted model, not a curated record. Bases 35 to 1333 code for a protein of 432 amino acids. Gene Ontology annotation, molecular function: metallocarboxypeptidase activity; zinc ion binding. Gene Ontology annotation, biological process: proteolysis. NCBI's taxonomy places the organism in Eukaryota, Metazoa, Chordata, Actinopteri, Cyprinodontiformes, Goodeidae.
GCCCACCUGAACCACCCCGAUAAAAAGAGCUUAGAUGAGCUUAAUCCCUCACAGACUGAACUGUCAGGACAAGAUGAAAGGUCUUUGGUUUAUGCUGGUGCUUGUGGCUGUUGCCAAAAGUGAGAGAAUCUUCACUGGAGACCAGGUCAUCAGAGUUGACGUCCAGUCAGAGGAACAGAUCAAGCUUCUGCAGUUUCUGGAUUCUGAAGAAAAGUGGAACCUGGACUUCUGGCUCCACCCUGUCUCCACUAAGCUUCCUGUAGAUGUCCGAGUGCCCCGCACCCAUCUUAGUGCUGUGAAGGAGUACCUGCAUGCCCACAGAAUCCCUUUCACUGUCAUGAUUGAUGAUGUCCAGGAGCUGCUCGAUCAAGAGAAAGCUGAGAUGGAGGAGAACCAUAUCAGUGAGCGCAGCACCAGGAGUUUCAACUUCGGAGCCUAUCAUCCUCUUGAUACAAUCUACAGCUGGAUGGACACACUGGUGGCUCAGCACCCAAACCUGGUGACUAAGCUGGAUAUGGGCAGAUCUUACGAGAACAGGCCCUUGUACGUCCUGAAGUUCAGCACUGGAGGCACCAAGCGCCCUGCUAUCUGGAUAGACUUGGGCAUUCACUCCAGAGAGUGGGUGUCUCAGGCCACAGGAGUGUGGACUGCAAACAAGAUUGCUACCGAUUACGGCACCGAUGCCUCUUUGACCUCACUUCUGAACACCAUGGAUAUUUACUUGCUUAUUGUGGCCAACCCUGACGGUUAUGUUUUCACCUACACCAGUAAUCGGAUGUGGCGUAAGACCCGUUCUAAGAACUCAGGCUCUGCGUGUGUUGGAGUCGAUCCCAACAGGAACUGGGACGCAGGAUUUGGGGGUCCUGGUGCUAGUAGCCUCCCCUGUUCUGAUUCCUAUCACGGUCCCUCUGCUCACUCUGAAAUCGAGGUGAAAAACAUUGUGAACCUGAUCCAGAGCCAUGGCAACUUCAAGUCCUUCAUCUCAGUGCACGCCUACUCCCAGCUGCUCAUGUACCCUUACGGGUAUACAUGCAGGGCUGCUCCCGAUCAGGCUGAGCUGGACUCUGUUGCCAGAGCGGCAGUGCAGAAACUCACUUCCCUCUAUGGCACCGCGUACCAGGUUGGAAACAUCUGCAACAUCAUUUACCAAGCCAGUGGUGGGAGCAUUGACUGGUCCUAUGAUGUGGGCAUCAAAUACUCUUUUGCCUUUGAGCUGAGGGACACCGGUCGCUAUGGUUUCAUCCUGCCAGCUGAUCAGAUCAUCCCCACUGCCUCAGAGACUUGGUUGGCCCUGAAGCACAUUAUGGAGUAUGUUCGUGACCACCCGUAUUAGUGGCUGAUGGUUACAUGUUAAAAUUAGCCCAGUUUUCUCAAAGAUUCUGAGACCAAUAAAGCUACGUUUGGUUGCA